Capsicum annuum is the source of this 8914-nucleotide messenger RNA. Its product is annotated as F-box/LRR-repeat protein At3g26922. Bases 7222 to 8709 code for a protein of 495 amino acids. The record is from RefSeq and is a predicted model, not a curated record. NCBI's taxonomy places the organism in Eukaryota, Viridiplantae, Streptophyta, Magnoliopsida, Solanales, Solanaceae. Gene Ontology annotation, molecular function: protein binding. The transcript is spliced from 7 exons.
UCUAGAUGUGCAAUCUCAAAGUACAGUGCUUACUUGCUAACUGAGGAUGUAUUAUGCACCCUUGGAUAUAAAGUUCUAGACAUAUUUUUUCUUAUUUAGAGCAAAGCGGGGGUUGCUUGUAGCCGACAGCUGAAAACGAUCGAUAUCCUCUAUAAAAGUUUCUGUGCUAAAGAGACGAUAUGUAAAACUUCUGCUAAUGGAGGGCUUGAUUUCUGAUCUAACACCAGAACAACACAUGAGUUUUUUUUUUCUUGUUUUGGUGGUUUAUGAGCUGUUUGUUUGUCUUAGGUCAAUGCCUUGGUUGUAUAAGCAUAUACAUCUCUUUUUCUGUUGAAUAGUUUACAAAUGGCGUCCUUCUAAUGGUCGAUGAAGUGAGUUGAGAACCAUUAGGUCUUAGGUUUAAAUCCCAUCAGAGACAAAACAAUAGGUGGUUUCUUUCCAUCUGUCCUAGCCUUGGUGGAUAGAGUUACUGAUCAUGUAAUGGAAAAAUAAGUGAUUUAGUUUCUGGAAUAUUUGCUUGAAUAUUUCAUGGUGUUAGAGAAAAUGACGAUAUUUGCGGAAAAGCAGCCAUGGACCUUUGGCCCAAUUCAUGAAUAUGAAGAGAAGAUAAUGAAUGCACCAUUAGCCUCUGCCUCUGCUGUAGUGCUCUUCUAUUGAGGUUGACCUUGAUGAGGUAAAUGUGCUUACUCAAGUAAUGACUUGGAAGACAACUGUAGAAGAUAUUCCAUAUGUGGGAGCUAAGGGUGAAAUUGGCAUCAAAAGAUUUAAGCAUUAGUGAGCUGCAGCGCUUUACACAUGUUUACACGCAGAAAAUACAUGAUCUUAUUGGAAUUCAUACUGAUGUCCCUGCACUUGAUGAUAGGCGCCAAUGCCCAGAAUAAAUGCAAGCAGAUAGGCUUAUUGGCACUUUGUACAAACAGACUAUGGCGUGGAUUUUGGAUGAGCAUUCAAAGUUUCAUGGGAACUUACCUACACUUGUGACCGGAAAACCUAUUGUACGUAUUUUGCAACAUGUUAUUGAAGAUCCAUCUGAUCGACGAGACACGUGGUGGAGUUAAUGAUGGGCUGGAAGUUUGGAGACAGACCCUGAAAUCUAAAGUUUCAGGUUAAUCCGGACCAAGACAGAGUACGUGAAGUGCAAGUUUAGUGACAAAACACAUGAAACUGAGGUGGAAGUGAAGAUCAAAUCACAAGGCAUACCCAAGAUAGGAAUUUCAAGUGUCCGAGGUCUAUAAUCCAAUAAAACAGGGAGAUUGGCUAUGAUGUUACUCAUUGUAUUGGAGCGGGGCGGUUGAAAUGGAAGCUUGCGUCAGGGGUAUGUGUGAUAAGAAUGUGUCACCAAUGCUUAAAGGUAAUUUCUAUAGAGUGGUGGUUAGACCUGCACUAUUGUAUGAGGUAGAGUGAUGUCCCGUCAAGAAUACAAACAUUCAUAAAAUGAAGGUAGCGAUGAUGAGGGUGCUCAAAUGGAUUUGCGGACAUACCAGAAAAGACAGGAUUAGGAACGAAGUUAUACAAGACAAGGUGGGAGUGACUUCUGCUGUGUACAAAAUGAGGAAAACGAGACUGAAGUGGUUCAAGACACGUGAAAAGGAGGUGUAUGGAGGCAUUAAGGAGGUGUGAGAAUUUGGCUAUAGCAGGUUUUAGGAGAGGAAGAGGCAGGCUAAAGAAGAAUUAGGAAGAUAUGAUUAGACAAGACAUGACACAUCUUAGUUUACUAAGGACAUAACCGUAGAUAAAAAGGUAUGGAGGUCAAGGAUUAGAGUAGAAGGGUGGUAGGCCCAGUGUUGUAGUACUUUUACAUGGGAGAGGCAGGAGCUAGUCUGCUCUUCUCCUUUGUUAAUAGUCUUACCUAGUAUUCACAUAGUAUCUUAUCCUUCCAUUUUACAACUAUUUGUUACCUAAUAUGCUUUGUUUCUUGUUAUUUUGCUAUCAUUAAUUUCCUUUGAUUAAACUUUCUUUGUGGCCAAGAUUCUAAUGGAAACAACCUCUCUACCCCAGAAAGGUAGUAAGGUCUAGGAAUAUGCUACCAUUCCCAGACCCCACCUGGGGGAUUACAUGCAAGCACGAGAGCUACUUUUUCUAGUAACUAUAUUUCAAUAUGCUAUUUGCUGAUAUUUUAGGUUUUACAAUAAAAAAUUUACUGGUAGAUUCUUGGCAUGUUGUUUGUGAUCGAAUUGAACCAUAUUCUCUCUUUUCUUUUUAAACAUAUAUGAUAGAAAAUGGGGUUAAGAAGAACAUUGCUGUUUGCUUGGAAUUUGCAUGGGUAGUAAAAGACUACCUCUUUUUCAUCGUAAAAGGACAGGAUUUUAAUCUAUUGGGGUGACCCAAAAAUUAGGUUAUCAAGAGAAAAAGUGUUUGGGGGUCAAGAUACCUCAUUUUCAUACUCUAUUCACAUUUCUAUAUGAUGGAACUAGUACGUUUGUUCCACUUUAAGGCGAAAAUGCAGUCGCUUAUGGACAAAGGAGUCAUUUUAGACACUUGUAAUUGCCAGAAUCAAUGUCAAGCCAGAGGCACUCAUACGAGUUCAGAUAAAUGAACGAGGUGGUUUCUGAAUAGUUAAGUGUUUAUAGGCUUGAGCCUUCGGAUCAUAACAGAAAAGUUAGAAUCUUGACCGGGAAUUCAAGUUGUGCAGCGUCGACAACAACUGACCACUUCAGAUCUUGGCCGUUCAGAAGCUUUACCGAAGGCAAGUUUGUAAUUUGAUGUUUCGGCUUCAGUCUGAGGCAAGUAGAGAUUUCUAUCUUUGAUGUGUUAGAUUGUUAUGAUAAAUAAAAUUAAGGGUAAUGGAUAGUAAGGGGGCCUUGUAUAAAUGAAAUAAUGAACAUUUAUGCGGAUACCAGUGCCAUGCUAUGGGAAAUUUAUGCGAAAUUAAUUGCCGAUUGAUAGUAUCCCAUGAGUUGUGAUAUAAUUGAAUUGUUGAGAUUUGUGAAUCAUGUGAGCUUGAUUGUGAUAUUCAUACCACUUUUAUUGUUGCAUGAUAACUAUUGGUUGAUAUUGCCCAUUGAGUUAUUUGUUUAAUUCAUAUACACAUAUAUAUAUAUGGCGAUGGGAAAUGGUUCCGGCAAGUGACAUCAUGCAAAGCGGAUGAAAUUCGUAUUGCUGUUGUUGUUGAUCUAUUUUAAGAUCCGUGCUGGAUAUGAAAUUUUGGUUUAUGCUCGUAUACUAUUUUUAAUAUGGCUCUUUCUAGGCAGCAACUUAUGGUAUGUCUAAAUCUGUGCAAGUAUGCGCCAUUACUGAUCUAAGAGCUAAAACUGUUCACAAAUUGGUAUACAUUUUAUGCACUAUUGCAUCCUGUGUGCAGGUUAACUCUUGCUAGGGGCCAUUCAAAAUAGCAAAUCUGUAUUUCUAUAUUGUUUUUAAAUUUUUGGAUCUCUAUAUAACUUUAUACUGUGAGCUACAUCGCUACUUAAUGGUCCAUUAGUUCUGUUGAUAUUUUUUAAGUUUAGCUGCUAGAGACUUGUUAUGGUUUUCAAGAGGAAGGGUUGCUUGUCAAGCUUGCCCAACAACAACAACAUACCCAGUAUACUCCCACAUAGUGAUGUCUGGGAAGAGUAAAAUGUAUGUAGUCCAUACCACUACCUCAUAGGUGAGGUAUAGAGGUUGUUUCCAAUAGAUCCCCAGUUUGAGCAAACAACUUAAGGAAAAGACAUAAUAUAAGAACAAGAAACAAAAGGUAGUAACAAAACAACAAACAGGUAUAAACCAAUAGACAGUAGCAGAAACAAGAUUAUCACCAAAUAAUACACCAACACUAUAUCUGAAACCACAAACAACACCCUAAAACUCCAAAAACAAGAUACUACCUGUGAAACGCUACAACUACGAGUCUCCAUCCUGCUAACCUUCUACCCUACUACGCGUCCUCUACACCUUUCUAUCUAGAGUUAUGUUUUCAAGAAGCUGUAACUGUUUCAUGUCAUGUCUAAGCACCUCAUUCCAAUAUUUCUUUGGUCUACCUCUACCUCGCCUGAAUCCAUCCGUAGCCAACUUCUCACACUGGGGCACUAUGCCCCUCAUUAUCACAUGCCCAAACCAUCUCAACCUUGCUUCACGCAUUUUAUUUUCUACCGAAGUCACUCUCACGUUGUCGCGUAUAACCUCAUUUCUGAUCCUAUCUAUCCUAGUAAACCCACACAUCCAUCGCAACAUCCUCAUCUCUACCACCUUCAUCUUUUGAAUAUGAGAGUUCUUAACUGGCCAACGCUCUGCCCAAUGCAACAUAGCUGACCUAUAUAUGUAUAAUAAUAAUUAUAAAUUUCUUUCAAUUAUAUAUAUAUACUAACAAUGGUUAUGAUAUGAUAUAAGCUUAAAUGGAGGAAUGAGAACUCAUAUAGCUUUAAGUAUUUUGGAUCUAUAAUCUAAGGAAAUAGGGAGGUCGACGAGGGUGUCACACAUUAUAUUAGAAUAUGGGUGGAUGAAAUGGAGGCUUGUACCUGGUGUCCUAUGUGAUAAGAACGUGUCACCGAGACUUAAGGAAAGUACGAUAUAGGGGUGGUUAUAUCGACUAUGUUGUACAUGGUUGACAGUUGGCCAGUCAAGAACUUUCAAGUUCAGAAAAUAAAGGUAGAAAAAAUGAGGAUGCUUAGAUGCAUCUGUGUGCAUACUAGGAGAGAUAAGAUCAGGAACGAAGAUAUAUGGGGCAAGUUGGGGGUGGCAUCCUGAUGAGUGAAGCGAGACUCAGAUUAUUUGGGCAUGCGAAGAGAAAUACCUGGCACGUCUUCCGCUCAUCGAGGAUAUAACCCUAGAUAGGAGAGCAUGGAGGUCGAGGAUUAAUGAAGAAAGUUAAUAGGUAGUCGAACGACUUCACUCUUUUGAGGGUUCUAGGCUAGAGCACCUAUCUGCUUCCUAUCCAGUAUUAUUAUGCUAACAUUAUCUUAUUCUUCGUUUCUAUUACUAUUGUUGCCACUUUUACUUUGGAUAUCUUUUAUUUUGUUCAAACCUGUUUUAGAAAAUGAUUUUGUUGAGCCGAGAGUUUAUAGAAAACAACCUUUUUACCCCAUAAAGGCAGGGGUAAGGUCUACGUCAUCUCACCCUCCCCAAACCCCACUUAUGAAAUCACACUUGGUAUGUUGUUGUUGUAGGAUUCAUAUAGCUUACCAUGACUUGUUUGUGAUUGAGUUGUAGUAUCCCUUGACAUUUGUGCAAGAGAUAGUUUAGUUUAUACUUGUUUGGAGAAAAUGGUCAAAAGUUCCCCAACCUUUACCCCAAAUCUCAACUACACACCUAUACUUUGCGGGGGUCCUAUUACCCCCUAAACAUUUUUAAAAUGAAAUAUAUACCCGUCUAAAAGCUCAUACCUAGAUUUUGUUUCAAGUAGUGACCUGCACGCGCUGCCACAUAAUGCCACGUAAUAUUACUUUUUUUAAUAUAAAAAAUUGAUUACUUUUAUUUAUUAUGUUUUCUCUUUUAUAUUUUUUUAAAUUUCCUUUUCCAUUUCAUUACUUUUUUCCAUUUACUUUUAUUCAUGUUCUUCCAGACUAAUUAUUACUCCAUUCUUUUGUUCUUUCUUCAUCUUAUUUUCUUCAAUCUCAAACCCUUUUUAAAUAUUAAAAUCCAAAGUUGAAUAUUAAACCCAAAGUUUAGAAAAAGAAUAAACCUUUGUUAAUGUAUAAACAGCUCAAGUGGGCUUCACACAUUUGCUUCAGGAACGGAAAUUCUCAUUUCUGUAUUCAUUAUGUGAGUUCAAUUGCAAACUCGUUGUUCAAUUGGAACUAAAGAAUUACUAGUUUUUUCAAAAAAGGUGAUGUUGAGGAAGCACGCAAACUGUUCGAUGAAAUGCUCUACAAGAAUGUAGUAACUUGGAACUUAUGAUUUCUGGGUAUAUAAGAAAUGGGAUGUUAGAUUAUGCUCAGUAAAUGUUUGAUACAAUGCCGAGCAAAAAUGUCGUUUUUCAAUUUUGUUCCUUUUUCUUUCCUUUCUUUUUUUAAUUUAUCAACUAUAAAAAUUGAUGUUAAAUUUAUGAUUGUACAAGAAGAAUAAGUACAAUAAUGAUAGAAUUUGUAUCAUGUGAAACUUUAUUUUCAUUUUUAUAAUGAGGUGAAAAAACUCGGUGUUGGUUUUGAUUCUGGUGCUGAUUUGAUUGUUCCAAUUUUAAGAAAUGUGGAUUUUAAUGAUGGUUUAUGGUUUGAGAUUGAAAAUUCAAUAGAUGUAAAGUCAAAAAAUUUCAAGAUUCCACAAAAUGUGUAUAGAGCAUUGAUGGAAGUUUAUGUUUCAUUUCAUGAGAAUGAUGAGUCUUGGUAUGGUAAUUCGGUUAAUGAGUAUGUAAGUUUGAAUAAUCUUAGUGUUCCGGGGAAUGGAGCUUUUAGGGAGGUGGUUGUUAGUUUGGAUGAAAUGGUAGUUGGUGUAGUUUGGCCGUUUACUGUGAUUUAUACCGGUGGAGCUAAUCCUCUAUUUUGGAAACCGAUUACUGGAAUUGGUUCGUUUGAUCUUUAUUUGUAUGAUAUUGACAAAAUUUUGAAAAAAUUGGGCAAUGAAAAAAGAGAAAAGGUUGAAUAUUUAUAUGGGGAAGAAAAUGGUCGAAGGUGAAGAAGUGGUCAAGUGGUGGAGAUGACGCUGGCUGCUGCUGAUGCAUUGGUGGGUAGUGGUGGAGAGAUUUUGGGUAUGGUGAAAGGAAGAAGAAAGAAAUUAAUAUAUAUAUAUGUAUAUAAGAAAUAUUAAAAAUAAAGUUUCAAAUUUUUUUUGGUGCUCACUCUCUUAACACACUCUCUUUGCCAUGUCAGCCUUUAGGGGUGUUAUAAUUUCAGUUUUAAAUAGUUCAGGGGGUCAUAGGACCCCCACAAAGUAUAGGUGUGUAGUUGGGAUUUGGGGUAAAGGUUGGGAGGCUUUUGACCAUUUUCUCUACUUGUUUGUUAUAUCAGUGGAUGCUCUUAGAAAGUUAUUAAAUUUAAGAAUACAUUUUCUUGUCUUAGAAUUUUUUUUACAUGCAAACUUCAAAAAAUUUCUCAAUAUGUUUGAUCUCAUGCUUUAUCAUCAUGAACUGUUAUCUCUAAAUGGAAAUUUGAUAUGCUGAUUAGCUUCGUAAUCGGUCUUGUUCCCUUCCUCUUGGUUUGUAGGAAAACAUAUGUCAGUCCCUCUGUAUGGAUCAAUCAUUAAUCUAAAAAACCUGUUCUUUCCGGAUAUCCCAAUUUAAGGCUAACGAUUUCCUUAAUCUCAUAGCUUUCAAGUUGUUACACCUAAUAUUUGUUAUGAUGUUAUACAGAAAUUAAUAGGUCUUCAAGGAAAAUGAGUUGUAACCUGAAUGAAGACCGCAUCAGUGGACUACCAGAUGUCAUCCUCAUUCAUAUUCUCUCCUUAUUGCCUUCAAAGGAUGCUGCUAACACAAUCUUUAUUAAAAGAUUUUAUGAACUCUGGCCGUUCAUCCACACGCUCAAUUUCGAUCAAUGCAUGUUUCAAGGGCACUACUGUGCUUAUUGCGGUCGAGCUAGUCAAGCUAGUUGUCCUGACUAUGACGAACGGUUCUUGAAUUUCAUUCGUCAUGUGCUUCUUCUUAAUAAGAGUUUGAAUAUUGGUAAGUUCUGCCUUAAAUUUCACUUUAGCUUAUCUCACUCAUUUCGGCAAAGAGAAGCUGGCAGAAUAGACACAUCGCAAUAUGAUUUCCUAAGGAGUGAGAAAAGGAUGGCUAAUGAAAUUUGUACCUGGAUUCGGUUCGCAUUAAGUAAGAAUCUGAAGGUCCUUGACUUGUUUUUUUCUAGACAUGAUACAUUUCGGCCACAAGCUUAUUAUGAUCUGCCUAGUUGUAUUCUAAACAGUCCUCAUCUGGUUGAACUCCGAUUGACAUUUUGUAAGAUAGAUACAAAAAAGAAGAGUGAGUUGAAGUCUCUAACAACAUUAUCUCUUAAUGAAGUUAUGAUAAUGGAUCAAUCCAUGGAUUUUAUUCUAUCUGGUUGUCCAAUGCUCGAGCAAUUGAAGCUGUGGUUUUGCUAUGUCCAAAGAAGAGUGAUUCUUGUCAAUUCGACUUUAAAGACAUUGGUACUUGGCAUUAGAAGGUGUCAAACCUUGAUUCAUGUCUCCUGUCCAACUCUCUUAUCAUUAGAAAUUUCUGGAUAUGUGGAUGUGCUGGAUAUUGCAAAUGUACCAUCUAUUGCUGAAGUGUCUGUCAAUCGUAAUUUAAUAUUUGACUACAGCGAGUACAAGGAUUACCAAGAGAUGCGAAUAUUACUCCAAACAAUUACCGGGGUCAAAAGUCUGAAGCUAAGUUCCUGGUUUGGUCUGGUAUUUUCUUCAUGGCAGUUAACAAAUCUACCAUCUCCAACCUUCAGCUGCAAAACCCUUCAUCUUCAAUUGGAUUUUGUAAAAUGGCACCUACCAGGAAUACUGAACUUGCUGAAGCACUGUCCUUGCUUGGAGAAUCUUAUCAUCAAAAUUACGUCUUAUUUUGUUCCGACAUGCCAAAAGACACUCUCAUGGUCAUGGAGUCACCCAUAUAAGUUUGAUGCGGAUGAAUAUUGGAAUAUGGUAGAUACUCCUGUUCAAUGCUUGACUCAGCACCUCAAGACGGUGGAGAUAGCUGGUCUCGUGAUGGAGAAGCAGGUGAUUCAGUUUCUGGAAUAUUUGCUUGGGCAUUCCAUGGUGUUAAAGAAAAUGAAGAUAUUAGCAAAAAAAGAAAUCUAUGGCACGAAUGGUCCUAAGUAUGAUAAGGCACAUGAAUAUGAAGAGAGGCUAAUGAAAGCACCAAAAGCCUCAGCCUAUGCUGCAGUGUUCCUCUACUGAGCUGGCUCAAACGUAUUUCCGUAGAAUACUUUAGUUAUGUAACAGUUUGUUUCUGGGAACUCUUUUGCAAUAAACAGUUAGUUGUUAUUGAUGUAAAUAAGUCAAACUCGUGAUAAUUAUGUGCACAAUGAAUUGCACUGUGGACACAGUUUACUGCAUUUGCUGUAAUAACUGUUGAAGGGCUUUCCUGUUGGAUUUUAUAAUU